UAACAUUGGUGUAAGAGUAGAUAUAUAUGACACUGUUGUGUUGACGUUCAUUUCAGAUCCGCUUCCCAUAUUAAGAUUUUUCAUUCUCCAUGCCAUUUUCAUUGCUUCAAUAAUAAAUCCCAGAAAUAUAAAAAUAAUAAAUAUAAAUUAACCACCAACGAAAAAAACCAGUGUAGCUUGGAGGAAGAGCUGCAGCACUACCAUACCCUUUUAGUGCUCUCUCUGCAAUUUUCCUCUUUUUCCAUCAACGGUGUUGAGAAAGUUUCUGUGGUUGAUUUGAAUCAGUGAGAUUGUUACCUGGGUGUUGUAGUGGUGGGCGAAAUUUUCGGGUACAUGUUCAGUUUGGAUCUAGUGGUUCGGAGAUUACUAUCUAGGACGGCAAAGUUUUUGUCUCUCUGCUUGUUGGUGAUACCUCGUUCUGAGUUGUAGCAGUGGGAUCUGGUAGAUUGAACCUUUCAAAUCUCAGUAUCAGUUACUCUCUCUUUGAUUGUGGCCAUGGAAACCCUUUUUGUUGUCGAGGAGCAUAAGAAUCAAUACUACAGCAGGUCCAAGCCACAAGGGCAUGCUCGAUUUGUGUCUUCACCUUCAAGGGACUUUAGGGGUAUCAACUGCAGGACCUUUGAGUCUGGAAGGGCAGGUAUAUUGCCAACUCCAUUGAAAUCUCAUGGUUCCCCUAAAACACCAUCUAACUCUGAUAGCAAAAUGCAUGGGAAAGCUACUCCUAAGAGCACCCCAAUUCCCAUCAACGGUAAAGGUUGUAGAAAAGAAACAACUUUCACUGAAGAUGUCCCUGGUGGAAGCCUUUUGCUUUCUGAGUUAUGGGCUGGACCUACCUACUCUAAUUCACCACCUCCUAGUUCCUUGCCAAUUCCCAAGUUUUCGGUCCGACCAAAGAGGACUGUGUCCCUUAAUCUUCCUGGUUCCUCCCCUGAGAUUGAAAUGCGCCAAAUGGCCAAGUCUGCACCCUCUUCCCCUGGCAGGGAGCAUUUGCCUUUUACAAGGGAUCUAUUUGUUAAUGCGGAUUCUGCUACUAAGACCCUGCGUCGCAUUCUUAAUCUUAACAUCAAUGAUGACUGAUAUACAAGGCGCGUUGGCUCCUGUAAAGAUGUCUUUUUAAUGAAAGUGGGUUAGUGUUAGUUAGUUGUACAUAGAGACCAAAUAAAGUUUGUAGUCCGAGUUGGUUUGAGUUUGUGUAGCUUUCAGUAGUGGUGGUGCCCCUUGAAAAUCUUGGCUGUGGUGGGUCAGCAAUCUCCAGAUUUUGGAAUUUGGAUCAAGCUCAGUGGUGGACAGGGUAACUGAGUGAUACUAGAGGAAUCUAUCGAAAGCAGGCUUUGCUAUAGAUCAUUGCAACUUGAUGGAAGUUUCCAUGAAAACGGUUGGGAAGUUGAAUGGUGGUAAUGGGUAGAAGUGGCAUGGAAUGGACUUGGGUUGAUUGCGCUUUAAUCUAUUGGACCUGAAGAAAGUUACAUUCAAGUUGAAUCCUGAAUAUAUUAUUAUAUGUAGUUCUCAGAAUCAUCACCUCAUAGAAUGUUUAACCUUACCUUGUUCUGACGUAGGAUUUAGGAGUAUUGCUUUACAUAUUAUGUAUAUACGGUAAAAUGCUCCCCCACCCUCCCUCUCACCUCUCUCUAGUUUCUUCUCACUACAAUCUUUAAUCGUUCUAACUUCUAUCCUGAUUUUACUUUCCUUCACGACAUGAUUUUACAGUGUGCAUCACAGUCUUUUCAGUCUGAUUCUAGAUGAUUUGCUGUUCUUUAGUUACUACAUUCCUUACUGGAAUUUGUUCUCUCAUAGUCAUCUUUGUUUCUCUCUGUCAGUUUUUUAUUUAGCUACCCUAAGUGAGGGUGUAGUUUACCCCUUCAAAAUCUUUUCUGUAUUUUUUUCAAAGAAAAGUAUGAAGGGAUUUGUAGUAGUCUUUUGUAGCAUCUGCUUCAGUUUUUUAGGAUUAAUCCAUGUCACUCCACCUACUAGUCAACCCCUGAUAUGUUUCAUUUCUGAUGCCAAGUAAUGCUUAUUUCCUUAGUCUCCUAGACCUAGUCAUCUCCUGGCUUAUCCUCCAUUUCCAUGGAGAGUGUUGACCAUGCUAUGCCAAAUUUUAAGGGUGGCAAAACUUUACGAAGGUUGUUUCAGUCGUGACUUGUGAGAUGUGGUCAUUUGCAAGUCAGUUUCUCUCUGUAGAUUGUAACGUCUCUUGUGGCUCGUAAAUUUGUCUGUAUUUCUUUCUUUCUGCCUCAGUAACUUGUGUAACUUGUUUGAUCUGCUGAAAUAAAAUGUUAGUGACUUUUAUGUGUUCACCAUUUUGUAUCAAAAUUAAAUACUUAUGCUCUUUAUUGAUUAUAUAGCAUUACUUUGAAAG
Abrus precatorius (Indian licorice) is the source of this 2356-nucleotide messenger RNA. RefSeq lists its product as uncharacterized. Lineage: Eukaryota; Viridiplantae; Streptophyta; Magnoliopsida; Fabales; Fabaceae. The record is from RefSeq and is a predicted model, not a curated record. The transcript has 3 exons. The coding region runs from base 496 to 1077 and encodes 193 amino acids.